Messenger RNA from Pseudozyma hubeiensis SY62, 1389 nucleotides. Its product is annotated as chromatin remodeling complex subunit. The record is from RefSeq and is a predicted model, not a curated record. The coding region runs from base 1 to 1389 and encodes 462 amino acids. NCBI's taxonomy places the organism in Eukaryota, Fungi, Basidiomycota, Ustilaginomycetes, Ustilaginales, Ustilaginaceae. The transcript has a single exon.
AUGCACGACCAGAACAAGCCAGAACUGUUUGCAGAAGUCGCGGAUCCGUAUCUGCGCCACUGCCUGCAGAUCGUUCAAACCACGCUGACCAACUUUGUCUACAUCGGAUCAGGCGCCAAGAUCGCAUACCGCUGGCUCAAUGUCGAGGUGGAUGCAUUUCUCCAGAUUGCCGCCGAGAAUGGAGCUGGCUCCUCUUCGACCCCUCUGCCGCAGCCUCCAAGGCGAUCCGAAGUGCCGCUGCUUCUACACUGCGACUUCCGUGCUGGCAUGGACAUGUGGGAUCCGCUCUUCCUCGCACAUUUGCUCAAAGCACGACCGCUCAUCAUCUUCGACCCAUGCCACUGCGGCAGAUCCGUCUCGAACCGCGAUACGCGACCCUACAUGGGCUCCUUCUACAAGUGGGCAAAACACGCCGUCGCAAUUGCCGACUCGCUCGGAAUGGCCGAAUACGACGUGCUGGGCUUUGCCAUGGGCGGUGCAGCCGCUUUGCUGACUGCGCUCUACCCGAGUCCCGCCACAACACGCGUCCGCAAGAUUGUUGCAGCAGCAACCACAGGUCCAGCCAUCUCGGCGCGACUGUACGAGGAAUGCUCGCGAAGUUCCAUGUCGAUCGCAUGGCCCCGCGACGACUGGAAUCUCAUGAACGCAUCGCGGCUCUCGCUCAAUGACGGCAACCGACCCGAAGAAGUCAAGCAGGCCAUGAAGCACACCUUCUUUACCGAGUCCCAGGCAGGCCAGCAAGCGCUCGAACAGCAUUGGGAGCGCAUCAACAGCUUCGCCCAGUACCGAUCCAAGUUGCCGUCCGAAGCGCCGUUUAUCGGUCUGCUCGAGGAUCGACGCGAGCUCGGUCCUUUGCGUUGCCAACGAUUGGCAUGGAGGAGCUGGGAGACGCUGCCACAGCAACGUGGAGGUGCCUACACGGAUCCCAUGGCCAAAGUCAACGUCCCCGUUCUCGUCAUGAACGGCAUCAACAACACGCUCAUCCCGGCAAGCAGGAGCUGGGAGCUCAUGUGUCGCUUACCCAAGCCAGCCUUGAAUCUGUACGAGGACUCGGGCGCGGGCUUCAUUUGGCAGUAUCCCGAGCGUGUAGCAAAGGACAUCAACUACUUCUUGGACUAUGAUCACUCUCACCUCCAACCUCAGGUGCUACCCUCGGCUUCACUUCCCACACCGACCGCAGCCAUGCCCAACUAUCCACCCAUGUCACCGCCGGCUCCCACAUCACAGGCAAAAGCGUCAACACCAAGUCCCGUUGCCAACAUCUCGCAUCCCUACUUUUCCAACACACCAACCGGUCAUGCGCAAACCCACCAGCCGUAUCUGCACAAUGUGCCUCCCAACUUUCAUCCUCUGGAACACGAGCGUUUGCAAAGGGCCUCUAAGCUCUAG